Messenger RNA from Phytophthora sojae, 774 nucleotides. RefSeq lists its product as hypothetical. The coding region runs from base 1 to 774 and encodes 257 amino acids. The record is from RefSeq and is a predicted model, not a curated record. Lineage: Eukaryota; Oomycota; Peronosporomycetes; Peronosporales; Peronosporaceae. The transcript has a single exon.
AUGUCCGUCAAAUCCUUCAAGUUACCACCGGAAGCCAUUGCUAGUCCAGUGGGUGGAGAGAACAUUGAUCUGAGAGGCCUCUGGGAAUAUUCACAACUUGGUAUGUUGCAGCUAUCCCUUCCGUCUACACUGUCGUUGUAUCUUGAACGCCCCCUGCCAUUCCGAGUCUGCAUCAACAAUCGGCACACGGCUGCUAAGAUUUUUGCCGAGGAUGGUCCGGAGAUUAGCUGCGACGCUCUCUCAUCGCUAAUUGAUGUUCUGGUGAUGAGUUUCGAGGUUGGACUGGAUGAAGAGGACACGAAGCAAUCCUGCCAGAAGCUCGACGAUCUGUUGUUUGCUUUUACCGGUCAGAUUUCCAGAGCGAAUGGAGUUCAAUUAAAGGUGGAGCGGAAAGACCCCACUGACGAUGGAAGUACUGGGAAAAGUUUGCGGUCGGACCUCACUGUGUUUUGUGAUGGAUGUCUUGUGCUUUGUGGGGAAGAAAGAGAAGGCGUUGCGGAUAUGAACGACACUAUUGCCGAGCCGCAGUCGAAGAUGACAUGCUGGGAUCCGCAAUUUUUUGGUGAGCUUCCGUACAUUUUGGGCUACGUUGCCUGUGGGAACCGUCGGAAGCUGUUUGCAUUCCGAUUCAACCACUUUUAUUCCAUCUGUGAAGUCUCCACGACAAUGGCAAUCAAGCUUUUUUACAACUUGGUUUUCCUCCUGAGCUACAUGGCAGUUAAGUCCAAGUGGACCCGUCCUUCUCGGCUCUCCGUUCAAACCCUACCAAAGUGA